Molecule: messenger RNA, 4296 nt
Organism: Mycosarcoma maydis (corn smut)
Lineage: Eukaryota; Fungi; Basidiomycota; Ustilaginomycetes; Ustilaginales
Exons: 1
Coding region: 1-4296 (1431 amino acids)
Biological process (GO): intracellular magnesium ion homeostasis; magnesium ion transmembrane transport
Cellular component (GO): plasma membrane
Molecular function (GO): magnesium ion transmembrane transporter activity
Source: RefSeq, a predicted model, not a curated record
AUGUCUGACUUAGCUCCUCUGCACAUGAGCCUGGACAACAUGCAGUCCAAGAGGCCUUCUCAGACCUCAAGUCGUCCACACGACGCAGCCAGGGAUGUUCCUCCUUUGGAAUAUCAGGCAUCAAUCCAGUCUGAGAAGCUCCAAGAACAAGAUGACGCGGCGCCUCCAGGUGUGGCAGAGCCAACGCUACCUGCUGCUGCUCGCUUGCCCAUCGAGAUACCUCCUCCACCGAAAAGACCUGACAAUCUUCAAGAUGCGCUUAUGGAUGAUGCUCUGCGCUCGUUGCCACCUGCUGCCCACCGACACCGUCACACUCAACGCCGACCAUCUCCGGCCACUGUGAUUACCAUGUUCAACACUCCUAUCUUUGGCCCUGGGCCCGCCUCGGCACAAGCUGGUCCUUCCCCGAUUGUCUACCCACCGUCCGCUCCCACAUCAACAUUGCUGCAACGCACAGCCACCUCUGCAAGCGGUGGGAGCGUCGUCUCCGUGAGCGCCGGUUCUCAAAACUCUGCAAGUCGUUCCAGAUCCAAUGCUCUCAAAGCUGCUUUCACCCGAGUCGCCAACUUUGCUACUCCUUCCAGCCCAACGCAAUUGCCGACUCCAACGACCCCCAGGAUCAAGGCAAACCCUCCCAUGUACCCUUCAUCUUCCGUUCAAAAGACAAAGGAUGCCCGUCGAGCAGCUCGACGAGAGGCGAGAAAGGCAGAACGACUAGCGCGCCGUCGGAGAAAUGCUGAACCCGACCUUGCUGAUGAUGAACACGAUCAUCCUGACAACGCCACUCGCGCCGCACAACUUGGCGGCGAAAUCGUCGAACUUCCAGCAGAGCCGCCGCUUGACGUACCAGAGGCAAAUGCGCCUACGGCGUCUGCGCUUGCCAUGGCAUCUAAGGUCAGUCGUAAGCCCAAGCGGAAACUACAAUUCGCUCCCGAUCAGAGACGCAUCCGCAAAGUCGACCUACCAUCCAACUUUGAGGCUGAGGACAUCUAUCGCAACCUAGAUCAGUACGUCGCUGCUUCUCGUCAACGUCGCAGGACGCAACGCCAGCGUCCAGGAGCGAAAGCACGUCGCUCCCGUUCCCGUCGUGGCUCUCGCAGCAGUCGCGGUGGAAGUCGUAGCUCGGCUCUUGGCAGCGCAGCCUCAGAGAGCUCGAGCGGUUCCUCGUCCUCCUCGUCCUCUUUGUCGUCUUCCGGCAGCUCCUCAAGCUCCUCCUCGGGCUCGGGUCGUGGCAUCACCAUCGCACGCUUGCGAGCCUUCUUCGGUGACGGCUCCAGCUCCUCUUCAGCUCCGACUCGGAUGACUCGUCUACUGGCUCAUCCUCUUCAUCCUCGUCGUCCUCAACAUCAUCGCGCAGCCAGUUCGACCACAACCGACGGUUCACGCUCGCGACGCUCUUCAGUACGUCGUCUCUCGCUGCCCAGUAAGCGCGCAAAGUCGCGUCGUAGCGCACGUUCCCGUUCUCGCGCCGACCCGUCUGAAGCUAGCGACGUCCCCGGCUCGCCCGUCUCCAGCCGCAAAGGACCUAUGACGCCAUAUUUUGCUCCUCUGGCCGACUUCCCGCUUGGCAAAAGGGCCGCUGAGAGGCGUCAGAACAAGAAGGCCAAACAGGCAGCUAAGCGUGCAAAGAAGCGUGAGGCUCAAUUGAUUCGACAGGGUCGUUUACCGCCGAAACCCAGCCGCAGUGCUCGUGCAAAAGCGCUGCGAGCCAAAGAGCUGGCCGGAGGUGUUACCGAGUAUCAGCUGUUUACUCCUAUGAGACUGCCCAUGGAUUUGGCCUGUACCACCCUCUCCACUCUGGAAGCCACUCCCGAGCCGCAGCUCGGCUCGUCCUUUGUGCUCAAGAGGACGAUGAGAACGCGUGGCUGGGAUCAGAUCCGCAAUCAGCUCUACGUCAUGCGCAACUACCUUCGCCAGAUCGAUGGUCAAGGUGGUGAUGUCGGUCUUGAUCCUCAAGCAGCAUAUCCGACCUUGCAUCGGCACCAUAGACAUGCAGCAAAAGCAGCAGCUGACAAAGCUCAACGCCAUCCCCACAAAAAAUCUCACGCAAAGGAUCUCAAGAAGACUCGCAUCAACGAUGCGGCCCCUGAAGCAGCGCAAGAAGAGCUCGACUUCUUCGACGGUGAUUUGGCUCUGCCGCCACCUGCCCUCGACUUACCGGUGGACUCGCCGGAGCCAAACACCAGCGUCACCAAUGCUAAAGACGUUGGCUUUGCUACAGAAUCCAAGCAACAUUCGUUGCCAGACGAAAAGCAGCGCUCGUACUUCGACUAUGACCAAGACUUGCCUGCUGAUCAGGAAGAGGAAACGCGCACUGGCCGACAUCUUUCCGACAUGCCGCUAAGUCCAAACUAUGCCACGAUUUUUGGUAGAGACUUCGGUCGCGCUUCAACGAUGUUUUCCAAGAACAGAGAAGCGAAGAAAGAGGCGGGCAUCCAUUCGACCCCCCUCCCUCCCUCAGUCGGAAAAGAAAGCAGUCAAAGCAGUCAGGCGAGCGCUGGCAAGCCACCAACCGAUGGCAACCCGGGCAAGUCGACUGCGCCAGCGACGACAAUGGAUCACUCGGACCAAGGUGCUUGGUGGCUUCAUGUCCACUGCCCCACAUACAGAGACAUGUACGAGAUCUCCAAGCUCUUCCCCAUGCAUCCUCUCACGGUUGAGGAUGUCUUGCAGCAGGAUCCACGCGAAAAGGUCGACGUGUUUGAUCGGCUCGGAUACUAUUUUGUCGUCAUCCGAGCAAUCGACGAGCGAUAUUUCCGGUACACCUCGGCUUCAUCCAAAGGAUCUCCGGAAUCGCCUAGCUUUUCGGGCUCGUCUGAUGCGACUGUGCAUGGUGAUGCAGAAGCAAAAACCAAGAGGAGCGUAGACAAGGGCCAAGCUUCAAGGGAGGAAGGUGCCGAAAUGCACGAGAUGCGCGAUCUCAGUGAUAAGGCAAGCCCAAAUGGUGGAGACCCGCCCUUAAAGCGACACCAGGAUGACGGCCACAACACGCGCUUGGCCGCGCCAGCUCGGCUCGGCAAAGGUCGCGUGGAGAUUGUUGAAGGUAUCGGCGGUAAAGAAGGUCUCGAAGGUGUCAGCGUAGGAGGCAAUAAUCUCUAUCUGCUCGUCUUCUCGCACGGCGUCAUCUCUUUCACGUUUGAAGACGUGAGCAAGCACAUCGACCGCGUAGCUGCGCGUCUCUUGGAAAUCACACGCCCUGUCGAGCUGACGGCCGAUUGGAUCGCGCACGACCUCUACGACUCAGUGGUGGACGCAUUUUUCCCACUCAUCUCUUUCGUCCAGGCGGAAGUGGUCGAGGUGGAAGCCCUUGCUAGCGAGCCAGCGAGCAGCACAAGCAUCCGCAAGAAGACCAACUUUGCACCCAAGCAACGACGUCAGCGAGCCUUGCUCGGGUCGAAUCCUCAGGGACGACUGAUCAGUGUGGAGCCGGUGUUUGCAAGCUCGUCGCCUACAUCGUCCGAGGUGGAGAAGAGAACGCCGAUGCUCGAAGUGCGACGACUCAAGACGGUGCGUGCAUUGCGUCCGCUGCCCGUCUUGCGCUUACCUGACGGCAUCCUGGACCGCAUGCCGCAUUUUUUGGUCAAGCAAAAGCAAAAAGUUACCAUCUCGCGGCUUCCCGAGUGGGAGUUCAAAGACGCACUGGAAACCGAGAUGCGCCGUACAGCAGCCGAGAUCGAUGAGGCAAGCAACUCGGUCUUUGACACGCAAGCGGCGGCGGACCAGAGUAUCAUGUUGCAUCGAAUCGCUGACACGCGCAAGAUCGUCACGGGUCUCUCUCGACUGCUCGCUCCGAAACACGACGCUGUCAAAGGUUUGCGAAAACGGCUUGCUGAUAUGCAACAGCUGCAACGGCGUGAUGAAGCAUUGCACCGGAUCGGAGGCAGUGCACGAAGCAUGCUGGCUCGAACCGAAGUGUCCAUGUACAUGUCCGACGUGCACGACCACAUCAUCUCGAUGCUCAACCAACUCAAUUCCGGCGAAGGCCGACUUUCCGAGAUCCAUCACACCUACUUGGCGCAGAUCACGAUCGAGAAUAGACGCUUCCGACAGGGUGCAGAUUCGGCAAUCUUCACCUUGGCAAGCGUGGCUUUAGCCGUCCUGAUCAUCGUGUUCAUCACAUCGAUCUUUUCGGUCAACGUCACUAGGCCGGGAAACGAAUUGAAGAGCAACAGGCAUGCAUGGUUCAUCGGCAUCGCGUGCGUGGCCGCUUGUGUCCCGCCCGUCUUGUAUCUGUACGUCAGGAGACUGUACAAGCAGAGUAAACGCAAGGUGGCCGACAGGAGUGCCGCAAGGUAG